AUGCCAGUCCAGGAAGAUUUGAACUCGGCAAGUGAGGAGUCGGUUCCUCUGAAUGCCGACUACUAUUUGAGUUACCUGGAUGAAAAGCAGAGGGAGGCAUACGUGUCGAAGAAUAUCACCAUUCCAUUGAAGGAAGAAGGCGAAGAGGUUGUCAUUGACACUAUCAGCGAUCUUCCAGAGGACUCUAGCGAAUUGUGUGCUCUUUUGACCAACGAGGAGUCUAGCACGAAACAUUGGCUAGUUGUGGCCAAAGCGUACGCCAGUCGGGGAAAAAUUGACGAGUCUCUCAAUGUCAUCAAAAAUGCGCUCGACUCACCUACAAUUAUGGACGCCACGGGAGACGUCCAGUCCACAUUGCAUGGAUUUUUGGCCUGGUUGUAUCUCACCAGAGAGGGCAAGAAUAGCGGACUGAUUUCGUACGACUUGGCCACGAAGGAGACGGAAACCGCCUUGUCGCUAGAUCCGACCAACGAACUCACACUCAUGUCCCAGGCCUUGCUGCUUCUUUCUUCUGACAAGCAGAAAACCAAACAAACGAAUUUCGAAAAGGAAUCCAGAUUGCUGGACAACUUACUGAAGAAGAACCCAAAGAACUGUUUUGCCUUGAUGGCCAAAGCCAAGAUCUUCUUUUACAAGGAAAAGUAUGUCGCUGCGCUAAAAGUUUUCCAAAGAUGUCUUUUGCUCAACCCUCUUCUCAGACCUGAUCCCAGAAUUGGUAUUGGCAUAUGUUACUGGAUGCUGGGCAGAAAGAAGCUUGCCAACCAGGCCUGGCAAAACUCUAUUCAAGUGAAUCCUGAAAAGAAUUUGGAGGCUAAGAUUCUUAUUUCGAUCGCCAAAUUUGAUGACUGUUUCACCAACUCUGUCUCUGAUUCCGACUUCAAAGAGAAGUACGUUUUGGCGUUGGAGUUCGCCAAGGCUUCGCUGAUUGACGACCCGACAAACGGUGUGAUUUUGUUGAUCCUAGCCUCAUUCUACUUCUCCAAAGAGGACUAUGCAUUGGUUCAGAAGAUAUGCGACAAAGUGUCCAAAGACACGAGGUUCUCCAAUCAAAUCAAAAGUGACGCUCUUCUUUGGCUCGCCAGAUGCAAGUAUGCACAAAAUGACGUCCUAGAGGCUCAGAAGCUGUUCAGCAGUUCCAUCAAAUAUAACGAGAAUAAUUUGCUCUCUAGGUACGGUUAUGGUCAGUGCUUGAUUGUGAGAAAUGAAAUCAACGACGCCAUCAGAGCGUUCGAGAAACUGCAGGAGUCUCAUCCUCGUGUUUUGGAGGUCACUUUCGCGCUUGGCAUGCUUUACAGCAGGAACCCAAAACAAGCCGAUAAGGCAACAACGUUCUUGGAGAGAUACGUUUCUCUUGCAAAAGAAUACAAUGAGCCAUUGAACUCCGCAGCCCUAAUCACUUUGGCAAGAAUAUACGAGGAUAGAGAUAUUUCCCAGUCUUUGAAGUACCUCAUGCUGUUGAAAGAUCAGGAAAUCAGCUUGGGGAAAACAGAGGCGGACUUGUCUUAUGCACUACUCAAUAACAUUGGAGUGCUAGGACUGUUGAAGAAUGACGGUGACUCCCUGUCGUACUUCGAAAAUGCUCUCAAAGCCUUGGAGUCUCAAAAAGAGGAAGGAAUUUCGAGAGAUGCCAUCAGGCUCAUCCUCGAGUAUAACGUUGCUCGUUGCAAGGAGUCCCAAAACGACGUCGAGACUGCCAAGAGCAUGUACCAGAGGAUUUUGCAGGAGUGUCCUGGUUACAACAGUGCCAAACUCAGAUGGCUCCUUCUGACGUGCUUGUCUGACAAGGAGGACAUUCAUGAAGAGCUUGCUGAACUGUUAGCAGACUCUCCUGACGAUCUUGAAGUUAGAUCUUUCUACGGAUGGUACGUCAAGAAGUUCGGUAAGAAGUACAUGGCUACAAAAGGUAAGGACAUUGAGAGUGAACAUCACAGAGAAACUCUAGUUAACCACACCUCCCACGACUGUUAUGCUCUGACAUCGCUGGGUAAUGUCUAUUGCACUCUUGCCAGAGAGUCCAAGGACGCGCAAAAAAAGGAUCAAUACUACAUUCGUGCAGCCCAGCUCUACCAAAAGGUCUUGUCCAUUGAUCCAAAGGAUGCAUAUGCUGCGCAAGGCAUUGCGAUCAUUUUUGCCGACAAGAAGCAGGUCGGAAUCGCUCUAGAGAUAUUCAGAAAGGUGAGAGAGUCUUUGCAGGACAUCUCUGUCUACAUAAAUCUGGGCCACUGUUUCUUGGAAGCCAAGCAGUUUGCGAAGAGCAUAGAAAGCUACCAGCUGGCUCUUACUCGGUACACGAAUGGACAGGACGCCAAUAUUUACAAUUUUAUCAGCAGGGCUUGGCUGUACAGGGCAAUGGCUGAGAAAGUGUUGGAGUACUUCAAGACGGCACUUCAGUUCGCGGAGAAGGCGUACAAGAUCAACGGAUUGCCCUCAAUCAAGUUCAAUAUUGCGUUUGUUCACUUCCAGCUUGCAGAGUUUAUGAGAAAGCAGCCUCCUACGAAGAGAACGGUUGCCGACUUGGAGGAAUCGAUGGUUGGGCUGGUCCAGGCUAUCAAGUCCUUGAAUGAGCUGGCCACCGAUGAAAAGCAUCCUCCAUUCCCUGCUGAAGAGUUGAAAUUGAGAGCGAAUAUGGGUAAUACUCUUAUCAAGCAACUGGAGAAAGCUAUUGCGGAGCAGAAGGACUAUGAAGGUGAGGUCGAAAACAAAAUUCGUACCGCGAAGAAACAGAAGAUACUUGAGGAGCAGAGGAAGCAGGAGCAAAGGGAGAAAGAACUGGAGGAGCAACGCAAGCUGGAAGAAAAACGUGCUGAGGAGAGGAAGCGGCUUGAAGAGACCGCCAAGGAGUGGAAUCAGCAGCGUCUUGAGGAGGACAAGGACAACAGAGACGAGCUGGAUGUGACUUCCGAGGAAAAACCGAAGAAGAAACGCGGAGGACGUAAGAAGAAGAAGGAGUUUGUUGUUGAAAGUGAGGAUGAGGAGGAAGAAGAGCCUAACAAGGAGGAAAGCGAAGACGACAAGAGCGAUGCCGACCUUUUCGACGAGGAAAGCGAGGACGAAGACAAGAAGCGCAAGGCUGAAGACGGAGACGAAAACGAAGGGGAGAGAAAGAAGUCGAAGACUGAGGAGACUAAGCUAGACGACUUGUUCGAGUAG
Messenger RNA from Ogataea angusta, 3150 nucleotides. RefSeq lists its product as uncharacterized. Gene Ontology annotation, cellular component: Cdc73/Paf1 complex. Gene Ontology annotation, molecular function: RNA polymerase II complex binding. The transcript has a single exon. The record is from RefSeq and is a predicted model, not a curated record. The coding region runs from base 1 to 3150 and encodes 1049 amino acids. Lineage: Eukaryota; Fungi; Ascomycota; Pichiomycetes; Pichiales; Pichiaceae. Gene Ontology annotation, biological process: regulation of DNA-templated transcription.